AAUUUAAUUUUUUUUUUAUGCAUCAAGAUUAAAUCAAUACAUAUCGAAAUUAGUCAAAUUACCAAUAUUUGGGAUCAAACAAGCGUUCCAGCGAUCGGAGGCUGGAAUUGUGAACUAACUAAUUUUCAUGGAGGAACGGCAUUUCAUUCCCGAAAGUGGCGGCGAUCAAGAACCAUCGCAGGAGGCGGUUGAAGUUGAGAAUCGACGGGAAGUGCGACUCCAGCCUGGAGCUGAAGAGAAACUCGUGUUGCAAUUCAUGGACUCGCUUAAUAGCUAUCUUUCCCUCUCUCACUCUCUCUCUUCCACACUUGGACAAGCAUGGAUGGAAUUAGCAAGUGCGAGGCAUUCCAUGGGAACUGCACGCAUUAAUACUUCUCUUUUGGACCUCAAAUUCCAUCCAGCUUCUACAACGUUGAAGAUUACCGAAUAUGAUGAUGCAAAAGCAUGGUUCGUGUUGCGUAAAUGGGUAUCCUCUGAAGAAGAUGAAGAUAGUAAUAGCACCAAAUCUUCUGAACUCGCAGAUGAUGAUGAUGUAGUAGUUCGAAGGGAGCGAGCGAAGUCAUUGUCAGUCUUUGGAAUUUUAAUUCCGCCAAAGCUUCGAGCCGCCCAACUGUCAUUUGAGAGAGCACUAGAGACACUAGUAGAAAUGGCAAAUAUGCGAUCGUCAUUCCUAUAUUCGUUUCACCAACUUCAUCAAGAGGUAGAAGAUACUAAGGAAUAGGCAGCAUUGGGUGGCAAGCAGUAUCAUCAAAGGGUAACAUGAUUUUCCCUUUAUAGAAACCAUUAUCCUUUCUUCCGCCUUUAGCUGGAAAGACAGAGACAGAAUGAGGAAAGUAAAAGUAAUUGGUUUGCAAGAUAACUCAAUGAUUAGCGAGAAAUUCGUAACCAAAUAGAAUUUUUUUUCCCCCACUUAUUACUAGCAUGCUUAAUUUUUUUGCAUGUACAGGAUGCCGGAAAUGUGUAGCAUGUGGAUUAUCUGAUUAUAGUAAUGGGGACCAGCAUUCCAGGUUGUUGACGUUAAAUUGACUGAUUUGUCAGAAGAUAGUGAAAUAUAUUCGCAUCAUGUUCAUUUCGUUUUUGCAUCCCGCGUAUAAAAUUAUCUUUCAACGGUUUAUGAGAUGUUAAAGAUGAAGCAAAAGCAAGUUCCUUAAGAUAGUUUUGCCGACACUAGCUUCAUGUUUCUUGUGUUUGGCUUAAUAACGCACUCUAUUUAUUCAUCAACCUUACUGCUCACUUGGAAAAUGGCGUGUAAUUAUGCUUGUUCUUUUUCUAUAACAUGGGAGGCUGAAAAAUGAAUAAAUUACAAUAUUAAAACGA
Arachis ipaensis is the source of this 1317-nucleotide messenger RNA. RefSeq lists its product as uncharacterized. Lineage: Eukaryota; Viridiplantae; Streptophyta; Magnoliopsida; Fabales; Fabaceae. The record is from RefSeq and is a predicted model, not a curated record. Gene Ontology annotation, biological process: vacuolar proton-transporting V-type ATPase complex assembly.